CUUGAAAAGUUAUAAGUCUCUUUUCAAAUAGCCUCAUUAUUUAAUCCAACACAAAAACCAUACUUUUCUACAAUCAAGUUCAAUAUAUUUCUUAUCAUGAUUAUGGCACCUCAUGGAGAAUCUUUGUUGUCAAGUUCAUUCUCAAGGAACAACAAUACCACAUCAAACAAACCAACAAAGCUUUCAACUUCCGACCACCUUCAAAGAACGGUCUCCGAUAUUUCCUUCGAGCUGAUGGCGAAAGAAGCAAUUGACAAUUUAAAACUACCAUCGAUAUCCGAAGUUGAAGAUGCAAAGUGCGAGUGUUGUGGCAUGUCUGAAGAGUGCACACCCGAGUACAUAGAUCGUAUUCGCAACAAGUUCAAAGGGAAAUUUGUGUGCGGUUUGUGUUCGGAGGCGGUGAAAGAAGAGUUGGAGAAAAAUGGUGGGAAAAAAUUAGAAGAAGCAUUAAACACACAUAUGAAUGCAUGUGUUAAGUUUAACAAAUAUGGUAGGGCUUUUCCAGUUUUGUUUCAAGCACAAGCUAUGAAAGAAAUGUUGAAAAAGAGUAACAUGGAUGGGAAAAUUAGGGCUAAGUCAAUUAGUCCAAGGGACAAGAAUGGAGGAGGAGGGCUUGCUCGUAGUUCAAGUUGUAUUCCAGCACUUACAAGAGAGAUCAACAAUAUCAAAAUAGCCAAUUAACUAUCUAUCUCUUUGAGCACGAAAUCUUUAUACUAUAGUUAAUUAUAAUGUUACUAUAAGUAUAAAGCUAGUUUUUCUUUUACAUAGACCUUGUUACAAGCUAGUUGCCUAAGGUUUUUUUAGGGUAUUAUUGACCCUUUUACUUCUCAAGGCUGCUUAGUUUUUUUUUGGUCUGUGCAGUUUUUAUUUUAUAACUUCAUGAAAUGUACCGUAGAUCUUACCAAUCAUAUGUUAUGGAAUAAAAUUUCACUUGGUGUACUGAUAUCAUGUGAUAAUUAUCAUGUCAA
Medicago truncatula (barrel medic) is the source of this 968-nucleotide messenger RNA. RefSeq lists its product as uncharacterized. The transcript has a single exon. The coding region runs from base 97 to 681 and encodes 194 amino acids. NCBI's taxonomy places the organism in Eukaryota, Viridiplantae, Streptophyta, Magnoliopsida, Fabales, Fabaceae. The record is from RefSeq and is a predicted model, not a curated record.